Messenger RNA from Tetrahymena thermophila SB210, 1497 nucleotides. RefSeq names its product aminotransferase class-III protein. The transcript has a single exon. Gene Ontology annotation, molecular function: transaminase activity; pyridoxal phosphate binding. Lineage: Eukaryota; Ciliophora; Oligohymenophorea; Hymenostomatida; Tetrahymenidae. The record is from RefSeq and is a predicted model, not a curated record. Gene Ontology annotation, cellular component: cytosol.
AUGAUUUAAAGCAUAGCAAAAAGACUUAUUUAGCAAAGAACUUUAGGAAAGCAAUUCUUUAGUACUUCCCACAUUAACCAAGAGUAUAUCCCUAACAAGCCUGAACCUUUGAAAUUCACUCCUCGUAACAAUAAGGGACCUGGUUUGAAGAAUAACCACAGAUCUUCUCCUUGGACUGAAUCUGAAGUUCUUAAGUCUAAUGAAGAUCACGUAGUUUACACUUGGGGAGCCACCGAUCCUAUGAGAAAGUCUUCAAUUUCUAUUGCUCGUGGUGAAGGCAUAUAUCUUUACGAUUACAAAGGCAAUAAAUAUAUUGAUAUGACAUCUUAGGCCAUUAAUAAUAACCUUGGUUAUGGUAUUCCUGAACCUGUUUUAAAUAGCAUCACCCACUAAUUAAAGAAUCUUCACCACGUUUAUGGUGGAUUGACUAUCACUGAACCUCGUGCUAAGCUCGCCUAGAUUCUUAAUGACAUCACACCUGCUGAUAUUACUGGUUUCGUCUUCCCAUUAACUGGUAGUGAUGCAAAUGAAGUUGCUAUUCGUACUGCUCGUAAAUUCACUGGACGCCAUAAAAUUCUCACUCGUUACAAAUCUUAUCAUGGUAGCUCUGUUGGUGCCCUUAAUGCAACAGGUGAUUUCCGUCGUUCCUUCGCUGAAUAAGGUGUCAGUGGAUUCGUUAAAUUCUUUGACUUACAAGCCUUCUAAUUCAAGUGGGGAAUCACCUAACAAGAAGCUAUUAAAAAUUACUUAGCUUAUCUUGAAGAAGUGAUUAUUAACGAAAAUCCUUCAACAGUAGCAGCUAUUAUGAUUGAAUCCAUCACCGGAUCUGCUGGUGCUUUAGUCAAUCCUCCUGAAGUCAUCUAAGGAGUUCGUGCUCUUUGUGACAAGUAUAAUAUCCUCCUUAUUAUGGAUGAAGUUAUGGUCGGUUUAGGUAGAUGUGGUGAAAUGUUCGCCUUCUAGACUUAUGAUGGUAUUGUUCCUGAUAUGUUCACUUGUGCUAAAGGUCUCUCUGGUUCCUAUCUUCCUCUCUCUGCUGUAGGUUUUAGAAAGGACAUCCAAGAUUUCUUCCGUACUAAUCCUUUAGGUUGGGGAACUACUUACUAAGGCCAUCCAGUCAGUUGUAUUGCAGGUUAUGAAGUAGUUAAAUACAUGCUUGAGUAGAAUAUUUGCGAUCAUGUUAAAUAAUUAGAAAAGGUUAUGGUCAAACGCAUGGAUGAACUUAUUAAUAAGCACAAUUGCUUGAGAUAAGGUAGAGUUAGAGGUCUCUUUGGUGCUUUUGAUAUUGUUGGAGCUGAUGGUUAACUCAUUUAAAGAAACUUCUCUGACCCAACUCCGGAACCUGUUCUUAAAUUCAAAAAGAGAUUACUUGAAAAUGGUAUCUUCCAAUGGGUACGUGCUCCUGUUCUUCACAUUGCUCCUCCUCUUAUUAUUACUGAAUAAGAAUUAAAUCACGCCUUUGAUAUGAUAGAUGACGCCUUAAAAGUUAUGGAUCAUUGA